CACAAGAGAAGACGUGCAGUGUCCUCACAGACAGAAAGAGACGAAGUAUUUGCUUGGGAGUCAUCUAUCAGAGAUUAGAGAGAUGUCUCAGACUGUUUACGAAAAUUUCAGCUACACUGAAGAGCCAAGCAGAGGAGAGCGAGUGGAAGUGGUGGUGGAUAUCUAUGAAAGUGCGGAUACUGCAAGAAACGUCAAUGCCACCUCAGAAAGGGAUGAUAGCGGCACAAAAAGGAAACUACAAACUCACCACACAGGUGACACUGCAGGGAGCAGAAGCUACAGACUGGCUGCAGUGUGUCUGGGGCUGCUGUGUGUUCUCUUGCUGACCGCCAUCACAGUGCUGUGGGUCAAGUUCACCAACCUGACUGCAGAGAGAGACCAGCUAAAGACCAGCUACACCAACCUGACUAUACAGAGAGACCAGUUACAGACCAGCUACACCAACCUGACUAUACAGAGAGACCAGUUACAGACCAGUUACACCAACCUGACUAAAGUGAGUGAGCAGUUACAGAAAGAAAGAGAUAAACUUCAGGAGAGACUUUGUGGACUGAGUAAAAGCACUGAGCAGGGACAGAAGUGUUUCAGAGACAGUGUCUACUACAUCUCUACUGAGAAGAAGAGCUGGAGUGAGAGCAGAAAGUUCUGCACAGAGAGAGGAGCAGAACUGGUGAUCAUAAACAGCAGAGAAGAACAGGAGUUCAUCAGUAAAGUCUUUGGCAGCUCUGAAGCUUGGAUUGGUCUGACGGACACGGAGAAAGAAGGGGUCUGGAAAUGGGUGAACAGCUCAGCACUGACCACUGCGUUCUGGUGGACAGGGGAACCCAAUGAUCAUGGAGGAAAUGAGGACUGUGCUGUAACUGGCUAUAAAGGUGCUGUAUCUGAACGUGUAUCAACCUGGGCUGAUUAUCCCUGUGAUCAUCAUGUAGUUGGACUCUGUGAGAAAAGUUUCAUUUAAUUUGGUCUACAUAACAGAGAACAGCAAAACCGAUUUAACAUACAUUUAAAAUACUGUAAUGUGCAUAAAGCUGUGCAGUAAUCUGUGUAAACUGCAUGUUUUUAUAUUUUCCUCCCUGCAUUAUUAGUGUUUGUAAUAGGACUUACUUAAAUGUAGAGACAAUGUAAAGCAGUCUCCAGUCUUCUUUAGUCUCCAGUUUUACUUCGGGUCAACACACACACACACACACACACAGUCUGCAGCAGCGUAGACCUCCUUUCUAUGCUGUCUGUACCUUGUAUGUUAUUUUAGCAUUGACUGAAUUAAAUCCUCUACAUUUUAAACAAUA
This is a messenger RNA of Pygocentrus nattereri (red-bellied piranha), 1286 nucleotides long. Its product is annotated as C-type lectin domain family 4 member K-like. Lineage: Eukaryota; Metazoa; Chordata; Actinopteri; Characiformes; Serrasalmidae. Bases 83 to 958 code for a protein of 291 amino acids. The transcript has 6 exons. The record is from RefSeq and is a predicted model, not a curated record.